Messenger RNA from Salmo salar (Atlantic salmon), 2301 nucleotides. NCBI's taxonomy places the organism in Eukaryota, Metazoa, Chordata, Actinopteri, Salmoniformes, Salmonidae. The record is from RefSeq and is a predicted model, not a curated record.
UUCUCAAGAGGAAGUAUAGAUGGGUAGAGAGGAAAGGUGGGUGGGGGGAUGGACAGGCUACAAGUCACUAGAGUUUAGAUACAGUUAGUGAUCGACACGUUGAGAUGGAACGCACCUGUAUUCUACUCUUGCUGUUGAGUACACUGGUAUACUCUACCCUCGGACAAAGUGGAGAUAUCUCUCUUCCAGCCUCUCUGAGUGUCAGUCCUGACAGAUCUCAGUUCUUUGAAUAUGAGUCUGUUUCGCUGAGCUGUGAGGUUCAAGGGAACUCUACUGGAUGGAGAGUGGUGAGGAACUCAGAGAGAGGAAUCCUUUCAGAGUGUAAUACUGACUGGGGAAAACAACAAGGGUCUUCAUGCAAUGUGUCACUAAUACCAUCAGACAGUGGAGUGUACUGGUGUGUGUCUGGGUCUGGAGAACACAGCAAUGCUGUCAACAUCACAGUACCUGCUGGUGCUAUGAUCCUGGAGAGCCCUGCCCUUCCUGUGACUGAGGGAGAUUCUUUGACUCUGCGCUGCAGAUAUCCGGGAACUCCCUCUAACCUCACAGCUGAUUUCUACAAAGAUGGAUCCCUCAUCAGGACUGAGACUACAGGAGAGAUGACCAUCCCUGCAGUAUCCAAGUCAGAUGAAGGACUCUACAAGUGUACCAACUCUGAAGGAGAAUCACCAGAGAGCUGGAUGACUGUGACAGAUCUCUCUCUCUCAGAUCUCUCUCUUCCAGCCUCUCUGAGUGUCAGUCCUGACAGAUCUCAGUUCUUUGAAUAUGAGUCUGUCUCUCUGAGCUGUGAGGUUCAGGGGAACUCUACUGGAUGGAGAGUGGUGAGGAACUCAGAGAGAGGAAUCCUUUCAGAGUGUAAUACUGACUGGGGAAAACAACAAGGGUCUUCAUGCAAUGUGUCACUAAUACCAUCAGACAGUGGAGUGUACUGGUGUGUGUCUGGGUCUGGAGAACACAGCAAUGCUGUCAACAUCACAGUACAUGCUGGUGCUGUGAUCCUGGAGAGCCCUGCCCUUCCUGUGACUGAGGGAGAUUCUGUGACUCUGCGCUGCAGAUAUCAGGGAACUCCCUCUGACCUCACAACUGAUUUCUACAAAGAUGGAUCCCUCAUCAGGGCUGAGACUACAGGAGAGAUGACCAUCCCUGCAGUAUCCAAGUCAGAUGAAGGACUCUACAAGUGUACCAACUCUGAAGGAGAAUCACCAGAGAGCUGGAUGACUGUGACAGAUCUCUCUCUUCCAGCCUCUCUGAGUGUCAGUCCUGACAGAUAUCAGUUCUUUGAAUAUGAGUCUGUCUCUCUGAGCUGUGAGGUUCAGGGGAACUCUACUGGAUGGAGAGUGGUGAGGAACUCAGAGAGAGGAAUCCUUUCAGAGUGUAAUACUGACUGGGGAAAACAACAAGGGUCUUCAUGCAAUGUGUCACUAAAACCAUCAGACAGUGGAGUGUACUGGUGUGAGUCUGGUUCUGGAGAACACAGCAAUGCUGUCAACAUCACAGUACAUGCUCCCAUUCCAUCUCCAGCAGUCCCAGUGUUGUCCAUGUCUCUACCCAGGCUGCUGUGUAGUCUACUGGUGGGGUCUCCCUACCUGCUGGUGACCAUCAUACUGCUGGUGAAAUACUGCAGGAGCAGGGCUCAAGGGGGAACCAGGAAGACCCACCAAGACCAAUUAGGUGAUCAUGUUGAAGAAGAGUGAGGCUGAGAUCACCUGAUCACCAUAACAACCAUCAGAAUGGAACUCAUGGAAUUCUAAUAUAGAACUGUGAGUCACAAUGCUGUAUGUUGUUACAUUGUAGCUCCACCUGCUGGAACAAUAGUGGCAUUUGAUCAAAUGUGAUCUAUUAACUGAUACAUGUAUUAUUCUGAUUGGAAUGUGUUUUAAUAUAAUGUGUGUUGUAUUAUUCAUUCAGCAGCUGUCCUUUAACAUCAGUCAUAUACUGGUCAUAUACUGUAUAGCAUUAUGGUUGAUACAUUGUAAAUGCCUUCACUUUUCAUGUCUAUACAGAUAAACUGAUAGGUGUUGUGGUUCAGGCAUUAUUGUUACAGGUUCAGUAUAAUGUUAAACCGUUAUAUGUUACAGAAAUAGAAAACAUACAGGAGAGGAGAAUUCAAUUACUAUCAUUAUUUACUUUAUUUUCCCAUUUUGGUCUCUAUAGUUGUUCAUCAUUAUUUGAUUUAAACAUGAAACUAAUGUAGUCCUUUUGUUUUAUUCUGGUUUUGUGCAAAACCAUAAUUUUACUGUUAAUCUUCCUGGUAAGAUAUUGCUUUUGUCUUUGUAGCAUAUAGAAUGAAAUAAAUGAUUU